Alexandromys fortis (reed vole) is the source of this 3137-nucleotide messenger RNA. RefSeq names its product microtubule affinity regulating kinase 1 (gene Mark1). Gene Ontology annotation, cellular component: cytoplasm. Gene Ontology annotation, molecular function: tau-protein kinase activity; ATP binding; protein serine/threonine kinase activity. Lineage: Eukaryota; Metazoa; Chordata; Mammalia; Rodentia; Cricetidae. The transcript has 18 exons. Bases 486 to 2876 code for a protein of 796 amino acids. Gene Ontology annotation, biological process: protein phosphorylation; microtubule cytoskeleton organization; intracellular signal transduction. The record is from RefSeq and is a predicted model, not a curated record.
AGCCUCGGGGGCGCUGCGUGCCGCGCCCGCCGCUCCGCGCGCACCGGCUCGGGCCGCCGAGGGCUCCGGCUGAGCUCGGCGGGGACGGCGCGGAUGCGGCGGCGGCGACGACGGCGGCGCUCACCUGAGGCGGCGCGCGGGUGGCGCUGUCAGGGCCGCGCUCGCCCGGCGCCGGCUCCGCACUGAGGCUGCUCCCGGGCGCCCGCCCGCUCGCCCGCUCUCCGGUCCGCCCGUCCGCCCGUCCGUCCGUCCGCCCGCCCGGCGUCCCCGCAGCCCGGCCCCCCGCGUCCUCGCCCGCCUUCCCGCUCCGCGGCCUGCGGGAGCCGCGCGCUCCCCGGUGAGGCCUGCUCGCUCGCUCUCUCGUUCUCUCGCUCGUUCCCUCGCUCUCUCGCGCGCGCCCGCCCGCCCGCCAGCCCGCCCUCGCCGAAGCCCUCCGCGGCCCGCCACCCGCCGGACCCCCGGCUCGACCCCGCCGCCCGCGCAAGAUGUCGGCGCGGACGCCAUUGCCCACGGUGAACGAGCGGGACACAGAGAACCAUACAUCUGUGGAUGGAUAUACUGAAGCACACGUCCAGCCUACUAAGUCAAGUAGCAGACAGAACAUUCCCCGGUGUAGAAACUCCAUUACGUCAGCAAUAGAUGAACAGCCUCACAUCGGAAAUUACCGCUUACAGAAAACAAUAGGGAAGGGGAAUUUUGCCAAAGUGAAAUUGGCAAGACAUGUUCUAACAGGUAGAGAGGUAGCUGUGAAAAUAAUAGACAAAACUCAGCUAAACCCUACCAGUCUACAAAAGUUGUUUCGGGAAGUACGAAUAAUGAAGAUCCUGAACCAUCCUAACAUAGUGAAACUGUUUGAAGUUAUUGAAACAGAGAAGACACUCUAUCUAGUCAUGGAAUACGCAAGUGGGGGUGAAGUGUUUGAUUACUUAGUUGCCCACGGAAGGAUGAAAGAAAAAGAGGCACGUGCAAAAUUUAGGCAGAUUGUUUCUGCUGUACAGUAUUGUCAUCAAAAAUGCAUUGUUCAUCGUGAUCUUAAGGCUGAAAACCUUCUCCUUGAUGCUGAUAUGAAUAUUAAAAUUGCUGACUUUGGUUUUAGCAAUGAAUUCACAGUGGGGAACAAAUUGGACACUUUCUGUGGAAGCCCGCCUUACGCUGCCCCCGAGCUUUUCCAAGGCAAGAAGUAUGAUGGGCCAGAAGUGGAUGUGUGGAGUCUGGGCGUCAUUCUCUACACGCUGGUCAGUGGCUCCCUGCCCUUUGAUGGCCAGAACCUAAAGGAACUUCGUGAGCGAGUCCUCAGGGGGAAAUACCGCAUUCCCUUCUACAUGUCCACAGACUGCGAGAAUCUCCUGAAGAAACUGUUAGUGCUGAACCCCAUAAAGAGGGGCAGCUUGGAGCAAAUAAUGAAAGACCGAUGGAUGAAUGUUGGUCAUGAAGAAGAAGAACUAAAACCAUAUUCUGAGCCUGAGCUUGAUCUCAAUGAUGCAAAAAGAAUAGACAUUAUGGUCACCAUGGGUUUUGCACGAGAUGAAAUCAAUGAUGCCUUAGUAAGUCAGAAAUACGAUGAAGUCAUGGCUACUUAUAUUCUUCUAGGUAGAAAACCACCCGAAUUUGAAGGUGGUGAGUCACUGUCCAGUGGAAACCUGUGUCAGCGAUCCCGGCCGAGCAGUGACCUGAACAACAGCACUCUUCAGUCCCCGGCUCACCUGAAGGUCCAGCGAAGCAUCUCAGCCAACCAGAAGCAGCGUCGCUUCAGUGACCAUGCUGGUCCCUCCAUCCCCCCCGCUGUGUCAUACACCAAAAGGCCCCAGGCCAACAGUGUGGAAAGUGAACAGAAGGAGGACUGGGACAAAGACACAGCCCGAAGACUUGGCAGCACGAUGGUGGGAUCCAAGAGUGAAGUGACAGCCAGCCCCCUGGUGGGUCCGGACAGGAAAAAGUCUUCUGCUGGCCCGAGUAACAACGUGUAUUCUGGAGGGAGCAUGGCAAGAAGGAACACGUAUGUGUGUGAGAGGACCACGGACCGGUACACCGCGCUGCAGAAUGGAAGAGACAGCAGCCUUACAGAGAUGUCCGCCAGCAGCUUGUCAUCUGCGGGUUCCACAGCAGCUUCUGCUGGCGCCUCAGCACGGCCCCGCCACCAGAAGUCCAUGUCGACCUCUGGCCACCCUAUUAAAGUCACACUGCCAACCAUUAAAGAUGGCUCUGAAGCGUACCGGCCUGGCAGUGCAACCCAGAGAGCGCCUGCUGCUUCCCCAUCUGCUCACAGUAUUAGUGCCGCCACCCCAGACAGGACCCGCUUCCCCCGAGGGAGCUCCAGCCGAAGCACCUUCCAUGGGGAGCAGCUCCGAGAGCGGCGCAGUGCUGCUUACAAUGGGCCGCCUGCCUCCCCGUCCCAUGAAGCUGGUGCCCUUGCACACGCCAGAAGGGGAACGUCCACCGGGAUAAUAAGCAAAAUCACUUCCAAGUUCGUCCGCAGGGAUCCAAGUGAAGGCGAAGCCAGCGGCAGAACCGACACAGCCAGAAGUACAUCUGGGGAGCCGAAAGAAAGAGACAAGGAAGAGGGCAAAGACUCCAAGCCGCGUUCUUUGCGGUUCACAUGGAGCAUGAAGACCACAAGCUCAAUGGACCCCAAUGACAUGAUGAGAGAGAUCCGGAAAGUGUUGGAUGCCAACAACUGUGACUACGAACAGAAAGAACGGUUCUUGCUCUUCUGUGUCCAUGGCGACGCGAGGCAGGACAGCCUUGUGCAGUGGGAGAUGGAAGUCUGCAAGUUACCUCGGCUCUCGCUGAAUGGGGUCCGCUUCAAGCGAAUCUCUGGGACCUCCAUUGCCUUUAAGAACAUUGCAUCCAAAAUAGCAAACGAGCUUAAGCUGUGAAGCUGUGUGAGCUUCAGGAUCAGGGAAGAUGCCCCACAGCUGAGGUGCAGGUUGUGAGUGCACAGAUUCCUGUGUAGAAUCUGUCCUUAACGCAAUAGGGUUAUACAUAGUCAUGAACUGUAAAAUUAAAGUCAGUAUGAGCUAUAAUAAGACUCUGUAGCUUAAAAAGUAGGUUCACAUGUACAGGUAAGUAUAUUGUGUAUUUCUGUUCAUCCUCUGUUCAUAGAGUUGUAUAAUAAAAUAUGAUUGCUUUAAAACCUG